UUAUGGCUUCCGCGUCUCCCCCACUGCCUUCCACGCUUCGUAUGCUCUCCUCCACUCUGCAAAGACCUCCGAAGAUUUCCUCUCCGCUUCUCUCUCUGUCGCUUCCAUCCAAAACCCCUGCUCUCUCCCUCCGCUUCACUCAAAUUUUCUCUGGGGUUUCUGGGUUGCAUCCUACCGAGAAGCAUCUCGGUGUAAGAGCUCUUGCUUCCGCUACCGACAUGGCAUCGGAGAAGAGGGUUUUUGAUUCAGGGGAAGAUUUGGCGGUUUCUCUAGCUAAAUACACUUCCGAUUUGUCGGAUCAUUUUGCUAAGAACAGGGGCGCUUUCACUGUGGUUCUCUCCGGUGGAUCUCUGAUCAAAUGCCUCAGGAAAUUGGUGGAGCCACCGUAUGUUGAUUCAAUAGAUUGGUCGAAAUGGCAUGUGUUUUGGGUUGAUGAGAGAGUUGUACCCAAAGAUCACGUUGACAGCAACUACAAACUCGCUUAUGAUGGAUUUCUUUCUCAGGUGCCAAUUCUCCCGGGUCACGUUUAUGCUAUUAAUGAUGCACUAUCUGCUGAGGGUGCAGCUGAAGAUUACGAAACCUGCCUGAAGCAUUUGGUAAAUACCAAAGUGGUCGAUGUCUCAGCAGCAAGUGGGUUCCCGAAAUUCGAUCUUAUGCUUCUUGGUAUGGGCCCAGAUGGGCAUGUGGCUUCUUUAUUCCCAGGCCAUCCCCUUCUCAAUGAAAGUCAGAAAUGGGUUACCUACAUCAAGGAUUCCCCUAAACCACCCCCAGAGAGAAUCACUUUUACCUUCCCAGUUAUCAACUCAUCGGCAUACAUCGCACUUGUAGCGCCUGGUGCUAGCAAGGCAGACGCUGUCUAUACUGCACUAGGAGGAGGAAGUUCUCAGAAUGCUGAAACAUUACCUGUUCAGAGGGUUGCUCCAGAAGGGGUGUUGACAUGGUUCUUGGACAAGGAUGCUGCUUCCAAGCUCUAAUGUUAAAGAGAUACGUCAGUCGGAGCUGAUCUAAUCUAAGUUGUUAUGCAUUUGAAUAAGAGAUUCUGUAUGUUCACCAGAACCUGGGGUAAGUUUGUGGGAGUUUUCCAUCCCAUUCCUUGAAAAGAGAGGACGCAAAAUUGAAUAGGCGUCGAGAAAACAUACUGGAGGAUCUCGGUCUUCGACGACAUAUGAGAACGGAUUGGAUCCUCGUCUAUCAGCUACGACUUUUGGGAGAGUUUGUUCAUCUUUCCUACGUUGUUCAUGGUUUUUGUUUAAAUUAGUCGAUGAAUUCUGAACAAAAGCGUUAAAGAUUUGAGGUAAGUGAAUGUAGGAGCAUGAGGGAGAUAUGAAGAGUGUGAGCUUGGGGUUGAGUAUCAGAAGAAAAGGGAACAGUUUUAUAAUUGGUUUUGGUUUGCUUUAGGGAGAGGCCUUGAUUUACAAGACACUGCCAAAGUGUGUUGUGUCACUAUCUCACUACAAUAUAGCGCUAGCUUUGGUCCUAAAUUGUUCCCCAACAUCCCUUUUGGCCUUCAAUUUUGCUAAAGCUAUCAUUUUCAAGCCCUACCAA
Molecule: messenger RNA, 1545 nt
Organism: Cucurbita pepo subsp. pepo (vegetable marrow)
Lineage: Eukaryota; Viridiplantae; Streptophyta; Magnoliopsida; Cucurbitales; Cucurbitaceae
Product: putative 6-phosphogluconolactonase 4, chloroplastic
Biological process (GO): pentose-phosphate shunt; carbohydrate metabolic process
Molecular function (GO): 6-phosphogluconolactonase activity
Source: RefSeq, a predicted model, not a curated record